Erigeron canadensis is the source of this 1450-nucleotide messenger RNA. RefSeq names its product putative F-box/FBD/LRR-repeat protein At4g13965. The coding region runs from base 1 to 1290 and encodes 429 amino acids. Gene Ontology annotation, molecular function: protein binding. The record is from RefSeq and is a predicted model, not a curated record. The transcript is spliced from 3 exons. Lineage: Eukaryota; Viridiplantae; Streptophyta; Magnoliopsida; Asterales; Asteraceae.
AUGGGUUCCGAAAAUAGAGAUAGACUUAGCAGCUUGCCAGAUGACGUUCUUUCUCACAUACUCGAUUUAAUCCCUACCAAAUUGGCUGUUCAGACCAGUAUUUUGGCCAAAAGGUGGAGGCAUAGUUGGAAAUAUGUCACAAAACUUCACUUUGAUGAUAUGCGCUCUUUUACUAGUUUAGAUAGCUUUACCAAGUAUGUUGAUCAGGUACUCAAGCUUUACAAGACAACCCAUGUUAAGUCAUUCCGUUUAGACUGUGAAAUGUUGGUUCCAAGUGCUACUACUUUAAAGUGGAUUGACGAAGCUAUCAGGCUAAACGUUUCCGAGCUUGAAAUACAUCCUAUCCCCCUUGAGUUACAUCGUCCGUUCGUUUGUAAGACACUCACAAGAUUAGCCUUGUGUUGGGAAGAUCGGAACAUCACAUUUCCCAUUGAUCUCCCUCUUUUGAAAACUCUUGAUAUCAAGGUUUAUUCAAAUCCGAAUCUUAAUGCAUUUAAAAUUAUCCGUGGCUGUCCGUUACUUGAAAGUUUUUCUCUACAUGUAUUUCAAGACUUGGGCGAUGAAGAGUACUACUUUAAUAUUCCUACUUUGAAGUGUUUGGAGUUGAACAGUUUUAGAGGAAUAUACAUUAAAAAAGUUGUGCUAAACGUCCCUAAUCUUGAAGAGCUCUUUGUUUCUGGGCGUUUGUGGUCACCUGUUGUGAUGGAAAAUUUCCCGACUCUGGUUUCCGUGACACUUUCAUGUUCUCGUGGACCUGAACUUGAUCAGUCAUGGGUUGAACUUCUAACAGGAUUAAGUGGAGCAAAAUCAAUUUCGAUGCGUAUACUUGGUAAUAAUCCAUCCAUAUCACCUAUGCCCAGAUUUCUGAAUUUGAAGCACUUUGAGUUCAGGGCUAAUUAUUCUUAUCCAUUGGAUUGGCUAUUAAUCAAUCAAAUUAUUGAAAGCUCUUAUGAGUUGGAGCAUUUAUGUAUUAAAAAGAAACCCAAACAUCCUUUUUUUGAUGAGCGUGAAGAUUCUUGUUGGAUUGACCCGCAGUCAGUUCCGGCUUGUAUGCUAAAUAACCUUACAAGCAUAAAGUUUGUAAAUUUCAAAGGGCAGCAAUCGGAUAUACCGUUUAUGGCAUACAUGUUGGGGAAUGCACGAGUUUUGAAGACAGUGACAAUCAUGUGGGAUAGCAUUCCCCUGGAGGAAGAAUUGCAAUUAAAGGCAGAGUUGUUGAAGCCUCCACGGGCAUCAAGGUAUUGUGAGAUUCAUUUUAUUGCAAGUGGGUCUCGUUCUACAAGUACUUAGUUUGGUGAAAAGAAGACUGUCUAUAAUAUGCAGUGAACGGUACUGUGUGGUUUGGUCUGCAUCUAUGUUUAUGAUUGACGAAAGACUAUUUAGUUGUGGUUUGAUAUUAUACAAGAAAUAUUCAACGUGGAAAACAGUACUACAUUACAUUAUAUGUUUU